UCUUGUUCUACAGGGUUGCAGGCAAGCUGGAGCCUAUCCCAGCUGUUUAAAAGAAAUGUAUUUUUUAAAUUGGUUUACUGGUAAAAUGCGUGCAGUGCAUCCAUCUCCUUUUCGGAUCUACUUCUUCAUGGACUUGCUACUAGGACUAUAGUCUGAAGGAAACACCUUGGAUUUCUAACCCCUUGCUGUUCAGAGGAGGUUAUCUACUAUUCUAUAAAACAACGUAAAGAUCCCCACACUGAAGAGGUAAAGGCUGAACUCGCCAAGCUGAAGGAGUCUGGAUUUGGUCUGUGUCCGCCAAGACAUGGUCUCCCCUUGCUGCACUAUGUUGCUUGCGAACUUAGCAAAAGUAAGAUGAACUUGUUCUUUUGUCCAGCCUCUGGAGAUUAUGGUUUCCACGAAUAUGAAAACAAACCUGCUCGUAAUGGGCAUGGCAAACUCCUUCCUACAAAAAAUGGAUUAACCUACUAUUCUGUCGGUAAUCUCAAAAUAAAAUCAGGAAAACCUCUACCUGAUUACAUAUUCCGUGAUUAUACCGGCAAGCACGAUGACAGCAACAUGGAUCGUGUCAUUACUGGAGUUGAUAAACAUCGGUGUGUUCGCAAAGUGUACGCAAGUGAACAUUAUAAUCCUGAUGCUACUGUAGAAGUCAGCAUGGAACUGCUUAUGUAUAUUAGCAGUCGGAGUUUAGAGGAGUUUCGCUCAGAAAUGGGCUAUAAAAGUGUGUGAAAGGUUGAAUGCCAAAAUCACACCACUGCAGGGGCGUCACUAGGCCUUUUUUACUGGGGAACGUGCCCCAGUAAAAAUCAGCUGUGCCCCAGUAAGAAAAUGUUGAAAGAUUUUCGUAACAAACUAGUUUCUUUGGCAGAUCAUUUAUCUACUGUAAGUUGUAGGACAGAGUGUGUUUCAAACUUCUAUCGCCUCUUCUUUCUAACUAAUUUUCUGAUUGGUCUGGGAGAUUCUCACUGUAAACAUAGCGUGCGUGCGGCGUGCCACGAGUCCAUUUAGCCUACUGGAGAGAUGAGUCUACUCUUUGGAUGAGUCAGAGAACGGGCUCUGGAUGAGUUAAGGUAGCGCGAAGUUUUUGCAACAAAACUAAGCAAACCAUAUUCUAACAAACCCAUUAAACUACAUCGAAUUAAACGAUAUUAAAUGACUUUUCCAGAUGGAUAUCAGACAAUUCUUCUCACGAAGCAGAGACGGGGCAGGGAAACAGUGACAGAUGAGGAGGAGGGUGAGAGAGGUUAGAUUAAGGUUGUAGGCUAUGUGCUAGUCAGUCAUAACUUACAGUACCAGCUAAGUUCGUGAAUCGUGAGAGUUGAGGUGACACGUUUAGCAUCAGCAAUUAAAAGCCCAAAUGCCAACAAUAAAUUUUUGGGGGACUGGGAUGUGUUUUCCGUCUCGUUGACCUAUUCCUCGCAUAACUUCAUCCACGAGAGCAUGAGAAUUAUGCACUUUGCAUAGGUUGGGGACAGGAACGUUAAGGUGCAUUGUGCGGGGGGGGGCAGUGCCCCAGUAAAGCUUAAUUCCUAGUGACGCCCCUGCACCACUGCUCAGUUAGAGGUGAAAUGGAAACACCCUUUCCCAAGUUCUCCUCAUAACUGAUCUAGCAGUGUUAAGUCAGGGAUACAAGAAGUGCAUACACACCUCAAACUGUAAAGUGCUGCAACUGAAUAGCUUGGGUGACUCUGACUCCCCUUUUCCACCAAAAAUAAAAUAAAAUAAAGUACUAAGGUCAAAAUAAAAUAAAAUAAAAUAACGUACUGAGGCCAAGAAAAAAAAACACAAGAUAUAAACAAGAUAUACACAUACCUUAUAAUAAUAAUAAUAAUAAUAAUAAUAAUAAUAAUAAGUUAAAUUUAUAUAGCGCCUUUCAAGAAACCCAAGGACGCUUUACAAUUAUAGACAAUGAAAAAAAAAUUACAAUUAAAAAAUAAAGAAAAUAAAAAUAAUAAUAAUAAUAAAAUAAAUAAUUAAAUAAAAAAUAAAAAAAGUCCACCAAGUAGGGGUCAAGAUGCAAUUCCAGUGGUGUAGCAGCCACAGUCCCACCAAAAGGCGCACGAAAACGAGUCCCACGUCUCCAGCACCGCCACCGUGACGCCGUCAGCAACAUCGCUCGAACACCACGCCAUGAAUCCACAAAGCGAGCAGAGAAGCUCCGCCAUACAGAGCGCUGGUGUGUCCCACACCGCCUGCACAGCCGCCGCGACGCCACCGAGCAACAUCGCUCGGAACAUCACGUCAAGCGUUAAAGCGCAGAGCGCUGGACAACCACGAUGUAAAAUGAGCAACGAGCUCACUGCAGUCCACAGCUGGGAGCGCAGGCAUCACCCACAGCGAACCAAGGCCUGGAGGGAACCGAUGCCCAAAACUGGGUCCAGAGCUACACCACAACCGGCGGACAAAACACUCAAACAAACAUCAAACUACACAAACACACACAAAAAAAAUAAAUAAAAUGAAAAUAGAAAAAGAAGAAAAAAAAAAACUCUGGUGAGAAGCGGCAGCCAGAAUGCGCACGACGUACUCUCAAUCGGAAACGGAAACGAAAAAAAAAACAUUCUCACCUUAAAUAAUAUACUAUGAAUAUAUACAUAGAAUGUACAAUAGGAUGCGAAUAUUGCAAAAAUAUGAUAUAUACAUAUAAAUACGGAUAAUAUUCCCACAUGUCCCAUAGUAAACACUAAGUAUACAUUAUACUAUGUUAUAUGUGAUGCAGAGGGUGACAGGUAGAAUUAGUUAGGUAGAAUUAAACAGUAGAAUAAGUGACGAGAUAUCAUGGAUGCAGUAAAGCAGCAGUGGUCUGUGGAGGAGACAACCUGUCUCCUAGCGAUAUGGUCCACAGAUGAAGUCCAGGCAAAACUGGAGGGUGCUACGCAGACCAAGCCCGUAUUACACCAAAUACAAAAAGAGAUGGCUGCGGCGGGGUACAAACAUCCUCUCGAGCAGAUCAGCAACAAAUUAAAGAAACUGAAGAAAGACUACAGGGACCAAAAAAAGGACCUCGGUCGAAGUGGCAAUGGGCGGCCAAGGAAAAACCCCCAGUUCAAUAUUCUGGACUCGGUCCUCGGCAAUAGACCGGCAAAGAACGCCACCGGAGCCUUAAAUUCAGCGACGGCGAUGCUGGAGGCGAUGGUGGACAACACACUGCCGCAAUCAGAGCCUGAGUUGUCCACCAUCGGGGACGAGGACCUGAUGUCUCCACUCCACUGCAGCUCUCCUGCACCAUCCAGCAGCUCAGGACAAUCGCAGCAGACCAGACCUGCUAAGAGGAAGCGAGACAGCAACACUGAGCUCCUGGACUACCUCGAGCGGGCGGACGAGAGGUUCCUGCAGCACAGCAAGGAAAUGAACGAUGCCUUGCUGCACAAGCUGGAGGCAGACAACAGUGCGUUCCUCAGCAUGAUGGGGCGCAUGGUGUCUGUAAUGGAGGCGCAAGCCAGAAAAUAAUCACACCACUUUGCUUGUUCUGCACCUUUGCACUGUUCACGUCACUUUGUUGUUAUGUUGUGUUUCUACGCACUAUGUAAAUAAAUGUUUUUUCUAAAGA
Messenger RNA from Neoarius graeffei (lesser salmon catfish), 3550 nucleotides. RefSeq lists its product as uncharacterized. The coding region runs from base 2779 to 3450 and encodes 223 amino acids. The record is from RefSeq and is a predicted model, not a curated record. The transcript is spliced from 4 exons. Lineage: Eukaryota; Metazoa; Chordata; Actinopteri; Siluriformes; Ariidae.